AGUUGAACGGAAGUGGGAUUGAAAUUGCGCACGGAUCUCCCACUUCGUACAUUGUUGCCGUUUAUCAACGUCUAUGGAUUGUUUUUGCACAUUAGCUUGGAAAUUGUAGACUAUUGACUACAAACAGAUAAUACAAAUCUGUCAUUUGGGUUUUACAAGAUGGCCAGCUGCAGUUUUCAGUCGCAGUUGGUAUCGAUUAUGGAGAUAUUAGCUAAAGCAGCUGUAGCAGAAAUAAACAAACGUGUAGAUGAUAGCUGUGCUGUUAUACGUUUGGAAAUGACCCAAAGCCAGCGAGAUAUUGAUGUACUGAAACGGAAGUGGCAAAUGAUGGAGAGCGAGCUGAAGAAGACACGAGGACGAGAUAGGAGAAAAGUUCUUUACCCCAUGUCAACAGAGAGAUUGUCAUAUCCAGUCAAGAUUGUUUUGAACAAGGAAAGGAGUAACUCACAGUGGAGAGGCAGAGAGGACUCUCCGUGCCAGCCUAUAGAUGUGGAGCAGAGAGUGGAGACUGAACCCAUACUGAUCAAAGAUGAGGAGACAGCAGAGGAUGUGUGGAAGACUGACCCUCAGGAAGAGCUCAGGAUCACUGGAGAGGAGUCUGGUUCCAAGCCUGGGAAAUCACCAUCCUUUGAGCAACGGCACUGUGAUGAGGACUUCAUCACACAACCCAAUAUAUCUCCCAAAGACUCAGUAAAACAUUACCCCAAUUCUGAUCGUUCAGAGGAACCAGGAACACCCCGGCUCGCAUCUACGGAGGUGUUCAGCGCAGAGCAACACCGGCCAGACGAGGACGACGACUCACUAGAUCUAGUGAUGGUGAAAGAGGAGGAGCUGGAUCAGACCACGACCCUGGCAGGACCUGACCAGUUUGUCAUGGAUGAGUCUGAUGGGCAGCUGUGGACCUCUGUGGAUCCAGGCAGAGACACUGACCCUGAUGGCCACCCAGAUUUCUCCUUUCAUUCCACAGAAGAGUACUCUCAGAAUAUCUCAAUGGUCCCAUCUCAUAGUGGGCUGUCAUCUGUUCCUACUAUGAAAGAUAAUGUAGGGCCAUCACUUCAUCUUCUAUAGGAAAACCACAUGCUAACAUGUUCAGUGCAGAAAAACACAUGAAAGGACAUGUCAGGACAUUGGCUGAUGAGACUAGACAACAGAUGCCAGAGGGACAGAGCAGUGAGAUGCUGAAUUCAAGUAAAGAAGGAAAUAGUUUAGCUCUACACGCAAGGCAGCAUCAAUACAGGGCUUCAGAAGCAACAG
This is a messenger RNA of Salvelinus sp. IW2-2015, 1254 nucleotides long. RefSeq lists its product as uncharacterized. The record is from RefSeq and is a predicted model, not a curated record. Lineage: Eukaryota; Metazoa; Chordata; Actinopteri; Salmoniformes; Salmonidae.